Cyclopterus lumpus (lumpfish) is the source of this 1613-nucleotide messenger RNA. It is a transcript of the gene pnp5b, whose product is annotated as purine nucleoside phosphorylase 5b. Lineage: Eukaryota; Metazoa; Chordata; Actinopteri; Perciformes; Cyclopteridae. The record is from RefSeq and is a predicted model, not a curated record. The transcript has 6 exons. Gene Ontology annotation, cellular component: cytoplasm. Gene Ontology annotation, molecular function: purine-nucleoside phosphorylase activity. The coding region runs from base 134 to 1027 and encodes 297 amino acids. Gene Ontology annotation, biological process: nucleoside metabolic process.
CCUGGAGCGUGUUCAGAGUGGGCGUGAACCUAAAAGAGAACCCCGGUCCCUCCAUCGGGACUCAGGAGAACCCUGAUCGCGACCCUCCGGAACGCGGAACAACCUGCCGGCUCUUCCCUCCUCGCGGUGCAUCAUGUCCUCCGGGUCCGAGUGCGCGUCCGGCGCAAACUACGAGGAGUGUCGGACCACGGCGGAUUGGCUGCUGUCCGUCACGCCGGUGCGCCCCACGGUGGGCAUCGUGUGCGGCUCCGGUUUGGGGGGUCUGGCCGAGAUGCUGAAGGACCCCCAGGUCUUCAAUUACAGCGACAUCCCCAACUUCCCCCGGAGCACAGUGCAUGGUCAUGCAGGCCAGCUGGUGUUUGGAACGCUCAAAGGGAAGCCGUGUGUGUGCAUGCAGGGCCGGUUCCACCUGUACGAGGGCUACCCCGUCCAGAAGGUCACAAUGCCCGUGCGCGUCUUCAAGCUGAUGGGCGUGGAGACGAUCAUCCUGACCAACGCAGCCGGGGGGCUGAACCAGGACUACAAAGUGGGCGACGUCAUGAUCCUGAAGGACCACAUCAACAUGCCGGGGUUUGCCGGGACCAACCCGCUGAGUGGGCCCAACGACGACCGGUUUGGCGUCCGCUUCACCUGCAUGUCCGACGCCUACGACCGCGCGCUGCGCCAGCUGGCCCGUGACGUGGCGUCGGAGUUGGGCUACGGCGACUUCCUGCAGGAGGGCGUGUACUGCGUCCUGGGAGGCCCCUCCUUCGAGACCAUCGCCGAGUGUCGCAUGUUGCACCAGCUGGGCGCCGACGCCGUCGGGAUGAGCACCGUCCACGAGGUGCUGGUCGCCCGCCACGCCGGCAUGCGCUGCUUCGCCCUGUCGCUCAUCACCAACCGGUCGGUGAUGGACUACGACAGCCAGGAGAAGGCCAACCACGAGGAGGUGCUGGAGACGGGCCGGCUGCGGGCGGAGCAGCUGCAGAAGCUGGUGUCCACCAUGGUGGCCCGGCUGGAGCACAACAACAACAACAACUCCUUCUGAAGGCGGCGCCGACAGGUCGCCAGGUCAGCCGUCCUCAGGGUCACGGUUUUAUUUUAAAAAAGCUUGAAAGAAGGCGACAAACUACUCGUUUCCUAACGACUGUUACUUUAACUUGAGUCUUAAAAUACUACAAACUGGUCCACUUGUUAUUAUUUUUUAUUGUUUACACACUCCUCUGCCAGCGAUGUUGACAUUUUGAGGCGUACAGCCGGAUGACGAGUUCUAGCCCGUGCGAUAUUAUACUGUAUUCAGCCGCCCGUUUCAGUGAAACGGCAUCGUAUUGUAAUAAAGAAAAAAAGAAACUUAAUAAUAACUUAAUGAAAUAUACAUAUUUAUUGGUUCAGUUCUUUUUACAUGUGUCACAUUAUUUAUGAGAGGAGGGAAUGAGCGUUUCAUUUUGCGUAAAAGAGGUUUAAAAUGUUCUAAAAAUAUUUAUGCUAAUUGUAUUUAAGUGCUCUCGUUUGAGAUUUUGGGGAUGACCAGUUUGAGAAAAGGCAAUAUAACCAGAUGUCUGGGAUUUUAGAGGUUGGUUAAAAAAUGUACAAAAUGUGGAUCUACUUUUACAAUAAAAAGUACUCAACUUUAA